ACAGAGAGAGAGAAAGAAAGACCCGACCAAAAAAAAAAAAAAAAACCCUAACUAAUCUCCAUUCUCUCUGCGAUCUCGUCGUCCGCUGCUCGGAUCCGGUUCUCCGCCGCCGGAUUCUUUCUCGAUCGAGGUGAGUGUCGCUGAAAUCGGCGCUGCUUGCUCUGAGAUCGAGCGGAUUUCUCAGUGCCAUUGAUUUUAGGGUUUUUAAUCUGUUUUCGGCAAGAUUUUAGCUUCAGAUGUAGCAAGAGCUCAUCUUGGAUCGAGAUUAGGCCUGAAUUUGCUAGCUUGCGUCGUUUCUAUUUAGGGUAUUGUAUUUAGUUUGGGGUUAAGGAUGAUGGAGGGUAGUAAAUUCGCUGGGAUCAUUGGGGGCGUUGGAAACGACGCAGGGAACAGUUACUAUGACCUAGGAUUUUAUAGGAAGCUAGGCGAAGGCUCCAAUAUGUCGAUCGACAGUGUCGGGAGCCUUCAGACGAGCAAUGGAGGAGGCUCUGUUUCGAUGUCGGUGGACAACAGUAGUGUUGGGUCCAACAACAAUUCUCACACUGGGAUUUUGCAUCACCCGGGCCUUCGCCCCGUUCAUCCUUCGGAUUACUCCGUCGGCGGUCACAGUGUGUUUCGUCCCGGGAAGAGGAGUAAUCAUGUACUUAAUAACGAUGCAUUGGCUCAAGCUUUGAUGGAUCAAAGUUACCCGACUGAGUCCCUUCAGAAUUACGAUGAAUGGACCAUCGAUUUAAGGAAGCUUAAUAUGGGAGCGGCAUUUGCGCAGGGUGCUUUUGGAAAGUUGUAUCGGGGUACUUAUAAUGGGGAGGAUGUUGCGAUUAAGUUAUUGGAAAAGCCCGAGAAUGACCCAGAGAGGGCUCAAUUGAUGGAGCAACAGUUUGCACAGGAGGUGAUGAUGCUUGCUAAUUUGAGGCACCCGAACAUUGUGAGGUUUAUUGGAGCGUGUAGGAAACCGGUGGUUUGGUGCAUUGUGACUGAGUAUGCAAAGGGAGGGUCAGUAAGGCAGUUCUUGAUGAGGAGGCAGAAUAGGGCGGUGCCGCUGACAACAGCAGUGAAGCAGGCGUUGGAUGUAGCGAGGGGAAUGGCCUAUGUGCAUGGGUUGGGGUUCAUUCACAGGGAUUUGAAGUCAGAUAAUUUGCUGAUUUUCGGAGAUAAAUCUAUUAAGAUUGCAGAUUUUGGGGUGGCUAGGAUUGAGGUGCAGACUGAAGGGAUGACGCCGGAGACUGGAACUUACCGUUGGAUGGCUCCAGAGAUGAUCCAGCACAGACCCUACAAUCAGAAGGUCGAUGUUUAUAGCUUUGGUAUCGUCCUGUGGGAACUUAUAACAGGCAUGCUCCCUUUCCAGAACAUGACAGCAGUGCAGGCAGCGUUUGCUGUGGUGAACAAGAGCGCUCGACCAAUUAUACCUAGUGACUGCCUCCCGGUGCUCGGUGAGAUCAUGACCCGUUGCUGGGAUCCGAACCCUGACGCCCGCCCUCCCUUCACCGAUGUUGUCAAGAUGCUCGAGAACGCACAGGCAGAGAUCGGAACCACUGUGCGCAAGGCUCGCUUUCGGUGCUGCAUGACUCAGCCCAUGACAACUGACUGAAACAAGAAAGUAAGUCUUGAAAGAAAAGAUACUAUAAAGGCCUAUGUAACUACUACCAUAGUAUCAGACUUUCUGGUUGAGUAGAAGAACUUCAUGUUGUGUAUGUGGGUUUCUGUUGUUUUUGAUAUUAUUAUAGAAGGUUAUGAUUUUAGUUUGCUUAUAUUUUUAUUUUCCCACCAAAUGUUGAAUGCUCUCUUGCUGUAUCAAGCUCAGUGUUUUUGAUUCCAAGUUGGAAAGUAUUCUCA
Molecule: messenger RNA, 1833 nt
Organism: Asparagus officinalis (garden asparagus)
Lineage: Eukaryota; Viridiplantae; Streptophyta; Magnoliopsida; Asparagales; Asparagaceae
Product: serine/threonine-protein kinase HT1-like
Exons: 2
Coding region: 332-1588 (418 amino acids)
Biological process (GO): protein phosphorylation
Molecular function (GO): ATP binding; protein kinase activity
Source: RefSeq, a predicted model, not a curated record